Messenger RNA from Labeo rohita (rohu), 2471 nucleotides. RefSeq names its product phospholipid scramblase 3b (gene plscr3b). Gene Ontology annotation, molecular function: phospholipid scramblase activity. Bases 274 to 1203 code for a protein of 309 amino acids. The record is from RefSeq and is a predicted model, not a curated record. NCBI's taxonomy places the organism in Eukaryota, Metazoa, Chordata, Actinopteri, Cypriniformes, Cyprinidae. Gene Ontology annotation, biological process: plasma membrane phospholipid scrambling. Gene Ontology annotation, cellular component: plasma membrane. The transcript has 9 exons.
GGAGAAAGCGAAAGCGAAAAGGCUUCAUUUCUGGGCGUAGUGUUUAACGCUGUCUGUUUUUAAGCGCUUUCGUGUCUUUUUUAGAAAAAGUGUAACGCGAAAGUGAAGGACAUUAUUGAUACCUUUCUUCUUUCCAUUCAUCCGAAUAAUCACUGAAACAAGCUCUGUGGAGAAUUUGUUGCCUGAGGCUUGUUUGAGGAGUAUCAAACCUGCCUCUCAAGAGCUGAGAUCGCACAUUGUGAUCGUGGUACUGAUCUAAGAUCUGUCUUCAACAUGUCUGGCCCAGGCUACCCAUCUCCACACCAUCCCAUGCCCCAACCAGGCGGACACUCCAUGCCCCCCUAUCCCAUGGGAGGAUAUGGUGAGCCUGGACAGGCGGCACCACCUGCAGGGUUCCAUGUAGGAUACCAGCCCGUUCCAGAUCAGCCAGUUAUGUAUCAGCCUGGUCCAGUCAGUCCAGCAUCUCACCAGGGCCAACCCUAUGGAGCACCUGUACCUGCACCAACUUCAGUGCCUGCUGGAGUACCACCUGGUCUGGAGUACCUCACUCAGAUUGAUCAGAUCCUUAUUCAUCAGAAAGUGGAGUUGUUAGAGGCAAUCAUUGGCUUUGAAACCAACAACCAAUAUGAGAUCAAGAAUAGCCUUGGUCAAAAGAUCUAUUCUGCCAAAGAAAAAAAUGACUGCUGCACACGCAACUGCUGUGGUGCCCUGCGCAGCUUUGACAUGAAGAUCAAAGACAACGCCGAUCGAGAGGUCAUGCGACUGAUCCGACCUUUCCGCUGUGUCUCCUGUUGGUGCCCUUGCUGCCUGCAAGAGAUGGAGGUACAGGCCCCCCCGGGAACAACUGUUGGGUAUGUGAAGCAGGACUGGCACCCCUUUUAUCCAAAAUUCUCCAUCCAGGGGCCAAACAAGGAGACUGUGAUGAAGCUCGAGGGGCCCUGCUUGGCAUGUAACUGCUGUGGUGAUGUGAACUUCGAGCUCAAAGGUAAAGAUGGUACUGGGAAGCCUAUCGGUCGAAUCAGUAAGCAGUGGAGCGGCCUCUUAAAGGAAGUCUUCACUGAUACUGACAACUUUGGCAUCCAGUUUCCUAUGGACAUGGAUGUUAAGAUGAAGGCUGUACUUAUGGGCACUUGCUUCCUGAUUGAUUUUAUGUUCUUUGAAAAAGUGGGAGACACAAACCAGCGAAAUACUGUAUUCUCUUAAAGCUCCUGAUAAGUUACAUAUUAAGUAACUUUCUCAACUAACUCACAUCACCUUUCAAGUUUUUGUUUAAACAAUGCAAUUCUCACAUUCUGUGGAUGACAUUUAAGUCUGGACUUCCUUUAUUUCCUGCAACCAAAGCCAUAGACAGCUGGAACUGCCAUGCAACCAAGGGACAUGUUCAAGGUCAUUUUGUAGUGCUCACGUGACCAGCAGUAUUUACAGGCGAGGUGUCACGAGUGCCUUUGAAACAACCAUAGCCUACAAUAAUUACAGAUAACCGCAACUAACAUGUACAUCUUUUUUGUUACUUUCAACUUUUUUUUUUUUUGUUAGACAUUUACUGUAACAUGCAACCUUAUGCAUGUUUUUCUAGACUUAUCUCAUGCAUAAAGUUUUUCAGUCUUUUAGAAGGAAAUUCAGUUUUGUUGUGUUAAAUGCAAAACAUUUUAGUCUAAACAUACAGAUGUUCCUACUGCUAAAAAUGCUGCAUGCAUGAUGAUGAUGGUUACAUGAAAGUUACUGAAAGUUACUGAUUCAAUAGCUGAAAAAAAGGAAAAAAACAAGGAAGUAGUUGCAUGGUUUUCUGUGUGUAUAGACCGACUUAAAAUGGGUAGAAUGCCUACAGGGAGCGCACAUGUUGGCCAACCUCCCAUUGAGUCGCUCUUAAUUCUUAGGAUGGUGUUAAAUAUUUAAUAUUUGCCAAUUAAGUCCAUGUGUAGCAUGAAACACACGUGGAAAUUCAGGAAGCAAAGUCCUAAUAGUAGACUUUAAUAUUAAUAUCUUUGUCCUCAUAAGGACUUUCUCUUUCAUUACAUACCACAUGACAUUUUUUCCUAGUUAAUAGUUAUAUAGAGUCUGGCCUUGUAUUAAGAGAAUAUAUAGGAUAUAUAACAUUGUGAAAAUAUACAGCCCAAAGAGACUGAGACCCUUUAAAAAAACAUUAAUGUAUUGGUUACUAUGUAUUUCACUUUUUGAUAUAAUUUUCCCACAUUCAUAUGCUGCAAAUUAAAUCUGCUUCAUGAACUUUGUAUAACUAACUGUAACAGUGAUGGAAAACAUGGAUAUCAUUUUCAGUUUUGUGCACAUUUAUUUUGUUAAUUAUAUUUAACAUCCCAGUAGCACGAGUGUUACAAUGCUCUCAUGUCUCCGCAUGCAUAUAUAUAUACACAUACACACUUAUACAUGUGUCUUCUUGUGUACAUGUUUGUAUGUAUUUCUAUAAUAUGCAAUAUUAGUAUAACAUGAUACAUAAUAAAUGUGUAAUGUUA